Messenger RNA from Elephantulus edwardii (Cape elephant shrew), 1119 nucleotides. It is a transcript of the gene TOB2, whose product is annotated as transducer of ERBB2, 2. Gene Ontology annotation, molecular function: transcription corepressor activity. The transcript has a single exon. Bases 16 to 1050 code for a protein of 344 amino acids. Gene Ontology annotation, cellular component: cytoplasm; nucleus. NCBI's taxonomy places the organism in Eukaryota, Metazoa, Chordata, Mammalia, Macroscelidea, Macroscelididae. Gene Ontology annotation, biological process: regulation of gene expression. The record is from RefSeq and is a predicted model, not a curated record.
GCCUCAGACAAGAUCAUGCAGCUGGAAAUCAAAAUGGCUCUGAACUUCAUCAUCUCGUAUUUAUACAACAAGCUGCCCCGGCGCCGGGCAGACCUGUUCGGGGAAGAGCUCGAACGACUUUUGCGGAAGAAGUACGAGGGCCAUUGGUACCCGGACAAGCCACUGAAGGGCUCCGGCUUCCGGUGUGUCCACAUUGGGGAGACAGUGGACCCCGUGGUGGAGCUGGCCGCCAAGCGGAGCGGCCUGGCAGUGGAAGAUGUGCGGGCCAACGUGCCUGAGGAGCUGAGUGUCUGGAUUGACCCCUUCGAGGUGUCCUACCAGAUCGGCGAGAAGGGAGCCGUGAAGGUGCUGUACCUGGAUGACAGUGAGGGCGGCGGGGCCCCCGAACUGGACAAGGAGAUCAAGAGCAGCUUCAACCCCGAGGCCCAGGUCUUUGUGCCCAUUGGCAGUCAGGACGCUUCCAUGUCCAACUCCCCAUCGCCAUCCUUCGGCCAGUCGCCCAGCCCCACCUUCAUCCCCCGCUCGGCCCAGCCCAUCACCUUCACCACUGCCUCCUUCGCUGCCACCAAGUUUGGCUCCACCAAGAUGAAGAAGGGCGGUGGAGCGCCCAGCAGCGGGGGUGUUGCUGGCAGCGGGGGGAGUGGCCAGCAGCCACCACAGCAGCAGCCCCGCCCGGCCCGCUCGCCCACCAGCCUGCUGAAGCACCAGAGCCUCUCUCUGUCUAUGCAUUCUCUGAACUUCAUCGCGGCCAGCCCGGCCCCGCAGUCCCAGCUCUCGCCCAAUGCCAAGGAGUUCGUAUACAGCGGCAGUGGCUCCCCCAGCCUCUUCUUCGACGGGGCUGACGGCCAGGGCAGUAGCACUCCUGUCCCCUUCGGGGGCAGUGGAGCCGGUACCUGCAACAGCAGCACCUUCGACAUGGCCCAGGUCUUUGGGGGCGGCGCCAACAGCCUCUUCCUGGAGAAGACCCCCUUUGUGGACGGCCUCAGCUACAACCUCAACACCAUGCAGUACCCCAGCCAGCCCUUCCAGCCCGUCGUGCUGGCCAACUGACCACCCACCCAUCCCCGGGGCCAGGAGCACCCGAGACCACAGAAAAGAGGAAGAAAAGGAAAAAAAAAA